GGGAAGGGCGGGGGAGGAUUGGAUGGGUCACACACCACCACUAAAUACUUGAUGACACUAUUAAUAUUUGCAAUUUUUCUAUUUAGAUCGUUUUUUUUUAUUAUGUUUCUUUUUUUAGGGUAUGGCGAAGCGGGCAAAUAUUUAUUGUGGCUUUCCCCCUUUUUUUUGAGAGGAAACGAAAAGAGGACAAGGGGGGGAACAAAGGAGGGAAAGAAAGGAAAGAAGUAAAGAAGAGCACCUUGGGGAGUUUUUCUUAUAUAUGGCAAACAGGCUAUUCUAUCCAACAAAACUCUUCUAGGGGAGGUUCUACCUUUAUCCCUAAAAAGGGUCAAAAAUCUUCAUCUAAUGUCCCCAACAAUGCCCCCCCACAAAAUUCUUCAAGGAACAGGAGUACAAAGCCCAAACGAGCUCUAUCUGAUAAGGACGAUAAUACCACAAAAAAACGGCUAGUCCAAGAGUCUGGAUCUGUCAAUGCUCCAAUCAAUAGUGAGAGAUCCAAUAAACUAAGCAAUUAUCAAGCCCAGACCACCGGUUUGUUUCCGAUGUUCUCGGCUUCGCAACAAUUGAACACACAAUUAACUCAUGAAGGACUAAGACCAACAAUUACUGAAACCACCGGUAUGGGUUUUUUACCCCAAGUCCUGCCAACAUCACAGGGCACGUAAACUUACCUAACGAGUCCUGUGAUCACGCUGUGUCGAACACAGGUCUCGAUAUAAUCAAGCUUUCAAGCUACCAGCUUUCCAAUGAUGAGAGGAUCCUACUGACGAGAGGCUUAACCUUCUGCCCCCAGGCACCCCUAGAUACUUUUGAGCUUACUAAGGAUAUUCACCUGUUUGCCAGGAAACUGCUUCUUAAGAGCCUAUACUCCAAACCAAAAAAAAGAAAUCUCUUAUGCUAGUACUCAACGACAUAAUGAUGAUAUUGAUUUACUUUUAUCGUUAUGCGAUGAGGUGGACCUGGUAGACUCCAGUGGCCUAUCGGACUUAGAAGAUCUGAUGUCCGAAUUCACUCCAACUAUACCACCUGAACCACUACGGAAUACAUUAAAAAAUAAAUCCGAUAAGUUCCCCCCUUUACAAAUGAAUUCCAAUCUAGCUGCCUUUGUGGCUCUUACCACGGCUGAGAUUAAGAAAUUACACAAAUCCCGUAAUGCUGGACGUAUGACUUACCAACCUAAUGAGGCACUUGAAAAAUUAAAAGAUUGUCACCAGCUUACCAUUAAGCCUUCUGACAAAGGAGGGAAUAUUGUGAUUCAAACCAAUGAUCAGUACAGGAGUAUGUGUCUAAAGAUUCUUUCCAAUAAGGAUUGGUACAUUCCCAUCCCAAAAUCUACUAUCAUCAGAUACGAAACCGAGUUUUAUGCUCUGGUGGAUGGAGCGUUCUCUCAGGGCGUAAUUAAUCAAGACACGUGGGAAUUUAUCCGUAUUAAAUACCCGAAAAUUCCAACAUUUUACUGUUUACCCAAGGUCCAUAAGGACAUUGUUAACCCACCAGGACGACCCAUUGUAUCUGGCAAUGGCGCCCUAACUGAGAAUCUCAGUAUGUGGGUUGAUUCCCACCUCAAACCCUUUGUACUGCACCUCCCAUCCUAUAUUAAGGAUACCAUCCACCUCUUACAAAAAGUCCAGCAUUUCAAAGUAUCCCCAGGAGCACUACUGGUAGCGAUCGAUGUGGAGGCUCUUUAUAGCUCAAUCCCACAUUCUUUGGGAUUAUCUGCUAUAAAGAACACUCUCCUCCCAAUUUUUCGGGGAGAUCGUAGGCUCGGAGAAUUUCUUAUCAUGGCACUGGAAUUUAUACUUUAUCAUGGCGUUUUUUCUUUUGAUGGCUCCCACUUCCUCCAGGUGCAGGGGGUUGCGAUGGGGACUUCGUGUGCCCCAUCGUAUGCCAACCUGUACCUGGGGGAGUGGGAGAAGUUAUUUUUGACCAGUACCCCUGUACAACCCCUCAUUCAUCUUGUAUCUGGAUGGCACCGAUACAUAGAUGUUCUUAUGAUCUGGGAGGGUUCAAUUCCAGAGCUUGAGCGGUUCAUGACUAUCAUGAACUGCAAUGAUUUUAACCUUAAAUUCACUAUGAAUUUUAGUAGCUCUCGGAUUGCUUUUCUCGAUGUCACCCUGCUAAAGAGCCCUGAUGGGACCCUAUCAACGGGACUCUUCAGAAAACCCAUAGCGGGUAACACCAUAUUACACGCCACCAGUGCCCACCCCUCUCCACUAAUAAAAUCAAUACCAUAUAGCCAAUACCUGCGCCUCAAGCGAAAUUGUUCGACGCAAGAAGAUUUUCUUCUAGAGGCGGCAGGACUAAGAGAUAGGCUACUACUUAGAGGCUAUUCCAAGAAAAACUUAAAAAGAUCCUUUCAACGUGCUAAUGGGCACCUUCGGUCACUCCUUUUGACUCAGACAGGAAAGAAAUCCUCCGAUAACAAUGAGGCUGUUAGGAUAAUUACAAAAUACCACUCCCAACAUCAACUAACUAGAGACAUUUUGAAACAAUUUUGGCAUCUGCUUUUGAUCGAUCCCCAAUUAGGACCUUUCGUACCAAAGGAACCUGCGAUUACAUAUCGCCGAGCUCAGUCACUCAGGGACCACCUUGUGACCAGUGAGUUUAAAGGCACCUUUAGGUGUGACCCAUGCAAGAGGAAAGGCACCUUCACUUGUGGAGGAUGCUCCAUUUGCCGGUAUAUUAACUCCGGUCGGCAAAUUGUUCUACCCAAUGGCCAACUCCAUAAACCCAGACACUACGCCAAUUGCAAAACCGUUGGCGUAGUGUAUUUGCUAACUUGCCAUUGCAAGAGGUUUUAUGUGGGUAAGACCAAACUACCCUUCCAUAAACGGGCAUCCCGUCACCUGCAUGCCAUGCGUACGGCCAAUCCUGAUUUACCCCUUGGGCGUCAUAUUCUGACCGAACACGAUGGACACUUUCUGGGGGUCAAAUUUUUGAUCCUUGAUAGAGUCCAUCCUAACCCCAGAGGGGGGGAUUGGAACAAAAUCCUCUUACAGCUCGAAACCCGUUGGAUCGCUGAGCUAGAGGCCAAUCACCCUCCUGGUCUUAACGAGCAGAUCAGUUUUAGGCCCUUUUUGGAGGGCUUUUCAUCUGGGGGGUGCGAGAAAGAUUGAUACGAUACUGUGUUGUUUGGUAUUUUUGCCUUUUUCUGUUUGCCUUUUGUAUUUCAUGUUUCUUGUCCAAUUGACUUCUUUGUUUUCAUCGUUGUGUAAACAUUGAUGAUUUAUGUAAUCAUUAUUAUGUCCCUGUAUCCCCUGCACAUUCCCCUUUUUAGGGACUUCCCACAGGCUCAGAAUUGUUGUCCGUGCGGUGUUUGUUUCACUAUUAUAGCUGGGCGCACGUAAGCCGUCCCCCUUUUGAGGGACGGCUUCCCCACACCUGGUCCCUUCGCACCUUUCAGGUGUCGUUUGACCUAGGGUCUAUACCUGCGCCCAUAACAGGGAUUUGUAAACUGCAGGGGUUUCAUUCCUUUUACCCCUGGCUUUCUUGCAUGUCCCUGGAUCUCCUUUUGGCCCUUUGUCCAUAUACUUACUACUUUAAUACCUUUACCUCGUUUGUGUCCUUGGCCUGGUAUACAUUGAACUAUGUCCCCUCCUUAUUUAAAUGGCCUUAUCAUUUUCCUAUUAUAUAUUUUAUGUCUGGUGUCCUUCCCAGCAGUUUUUUUUUUUUUUUUUUGCCGUUUUUUACAACCAAUAAUCAUUUCCCAGUUUAACCUUCACUGCUGACACCUUCUCAGCAGUCUUUGUCUCCGCACCGCCCCUUCCCUCUACAUUAGCCUAUUCCCAUUUACUUCCUGUCCCACUCUCCUUUCCGUGUCAGGUGACUGACUGUCACCUGACAGGCCUUCUCAGUCUUUUCCCCAUGCUGUCUGUUUACUACUGCCCACUUCCACACUACCGGCCUAUUACGGCUCGCCUGGUCUCUCUGACCACGCCUGCCGUACCUAGGCCCGCCCCCUUACUUCCCUAUAUAAACCUCUAGCCGUCCAAACAAUGUCAGACAUUGCUGGACGGCAGAGGUUCUAGUGACAUGUCUGGUGGCUACACUGAGCGCUUGUCUCUUGUAAGUACUCCCUUACUCUGGAUCCUUUUAUUUAUCACCUUUUGCAUUGGUUCCCUCCUUCCUUAUCUAAUGCCUGUUUCUAUUGCCAUCCAUUGUAUUCACAGAUUGGAGCUCUGCUAGCUCUCUACUGACACCUCUGGCCAAAUUUAAUAUGACACAUUUCUGCUAACCUCAGGUUUUUACAUUAUCAUAUGUUACUUUGUGACUAUAUGGGCCUGAGGUCUUGCUAUAUGUGAUUCUGCACCGCCGGCUUCCUUCCUCUUAAUUUCAUCCAGAGGAGUCAUUCUGCGUCCUGAUAGUGGUGUCCUUUCUCUGGGGUGUGCAGGGUUGAUUAAGCGCUGUGAUUGGUAUGUGUGUGUUUUUAUCUGCACCUUUUGAUGUAUUUAUUGCCAUUUUUCUAUUUUGUAACACUUGCAACAUAAAUGCUUUCUUUGUUUUUUAGAAAAGUGGUUCUUAUACUCGUUGACUACAUAUACUUCGGGCCCCUGAUGAAGGGUAAUCCGAAACGCGUAGGGCCGUGUAUGUCUUCAUGGACCUUGCUUUUCAAUGACA
Molecule: messenger RNA, 4617 nt
Organism: Rana temporaria (common frog)
Lineage: Eukaryota; Metazoa; Chordata; Amphibia; Anura; Ranidae
Exons: 2
Coding region: 999-3116 (705 amino acids)
Source: RefSeq, a predicted model, not a curated record